This is a messenger RNA of Prorocentrum cordatum, 1138 nucleotides long. NCBI's taxonomy places the organism in Eukaryota, Dinophyceae, Prorocentrales, Prorocentraceae. The record is from the annotation of a GenBank genome assembly.
AUACGUUGGAUCUCUGGGUACACGAGGGCGAACUUGCCACUCGGAGCGGCAUGCAAGAGCCUUGCAGCGGCGUCUCGCCAACACCGAGCAGCGCCACAAUCAAGGCCCUCAGGCUGUCGACCUGUCUCGGGGGAGGUCGCGAGGAGGAGCGCCAAGGGGGGGAAAGGUUCGACUCGAGCAGGCCGGGCGCGGCUUGAGCCUCGGCCGCGAGGACGACGCGAGGCCUGAGCGCCUGCUCCAAAACAGCACUCCGAGGACACGGGUCCACAACACACUGGGUUCGACGACCGCUCCGUGUCCCCGCGAGGAGAGGGGAGGGGGAGGGGGGGGGGAGAACGCGAACGAGCGACGCAGCGACGGGCUUCCGUCAGUCAGCCCAUCGGGCCCGCGGUAAGGAACCGUCGGCGCGCCGGGCUCGCGCGGCCGAGGUGCACGGGGCAGGUCCCCUCGCCGCCGAUGGCAGGCGCACGAGCGAGUGGCCGUGGCUCCCAAAUAUGACGGCUCGCGCACGGCACGGCACGGAAGCCCUGCGCCAGCCGGCGCGCGAGCAGGGUGAAACCGGCAGGAUUCCGCCGCUCGGCCACGGGCGCACGGCAGCCUCCCACGCACGAGCGGCUCCGCCCUCUCGGCGAAAAGGAUGCAGCGAGCCGCGCAGGAGGGCCGGCCGCCAGCGAGGAGACCCGAGGCGCGACGGGGCCGCUGCGCUGCCUCGAGGGCGGCGGUGGUCCAGGCAACUCUGCCCGUUCGGGAAUGCGUGCUGCACGCGGUGACCGCCAUGGACACAGAAGACGUGCAGUCGAGCUUGACUGCAGAGGGCGCGCGAGAGGACACAAGACAUCGCAGGACCCUUCCGAAGGCCGCUUUGCCUCCUGGAACGCGGAGGACCCGGGACGCGACGCACAGGGCGCACAUGGAUCUGGCAGGGCCGACACGGCAUCGAACUCUACCGCCUGUGACGGCGAGGAAGAACAAACGAGCCUCGGUGGUUCAAAGAUGGGGUCCCGAGGGAUGGGGUCCUAAGGACGAGGCGCCUCAAAUAGUGAAAAUCCACCCUUGUCGCCACAGCCAUCCUCUGCAGCUAGUGAGUGCCGCACUAUGAGCUGACCGCCUCCUCGGCGAACCAGAGCGCGAUCCAAAC